Fundulus heteroclitus (mummichog) is the source of this 1149-nucleotide messenger RNA. It is a transcript of the gene sox32, whose product is annotated as SRY-box transcription factor 32. Gene Ontology annotation, biological process: anatomical structure morphogenesis; regulation of DNA-templated transcription; cell differentiation. The transcript is spliced from 2 exons. The record is from RefSeq and is a predicted model, not a curated record. Gene Ontology annotation, molecular function: DNA-binding transcription factor activity, RNA polymerase II-specific; RNA polymerase II cis-regulatory region sequence-specific DNA binding. NCBI's taxonomy places the organism in Eukaryota, Metazoa, Chordata, Actinopteri, Cyprinodontiformes, Fundulidae. Bases 35 to 961 code for a protein of 308 amino acids.
UGCGAGCGGAGCACAAAAACAUCAACACAAAACCAUGCGUUUCAGCCAAAAGGCCCUCGGUUUCCAGCCAUGCGCAAACCCGCUGGAGAGCGAAGGCGGAGAGCCGAUGAGCGACGUGCGCUCCCCCAGUUCGGGGCCCUCCAGUCCCCUGUCUAUCCACUCGGAGUCCAGCUGCGCCAGUCCGGAGCCAAAGUCGGCCCCGGCGCAGCAGAGGGUCAGGAGGCCGCUGAACGCCUUCAUCAUCUGGACCAAAGAGGAGCGCAGGCGGCUGGCGCAGCUCAACCCAGACCUGGAGAACACGGAUCUCAGCAAAAUACUUGGAAAAACAUGGAAGGCUAUGCCCCUGGCCGAGAAACGGCCUUACAUGCAGGAGGCCGAGCGCCUGAGGGUCCAGCACACCAUCGAUUAUCCCAACUACAAGUACAGGCCCCGUCGGAGGAAGCAGCUGAAGAAGAGCCCCAAGCCGCAGUCUGCCGAAGCCUCUCCGCUCUGCAGCCCCGGCUUCAGCAUCCCCUACAACCUCACCUAUCUGCUCCAGAACCACCAGCAGCAGGCCUUCCAGAACCCACCUGCCUUCCCACAAUCCUCGCUGCACUGUAACAGAUACAUAAACCCUGCGGUGCACGACUCUGACGCAGCCGCGGCGGCGAACAGUUUCUCAAGCAGCGCCGCUGUGUGCCCGUACCCUCCUGCCUGCCAGGCACAGCCUCAGGCGUACUUCGGCUCCCAGCACGGACACCUGCAGCAUGGUUUGCCCUCUUCCGCAGGUCCUCCCAUGGACCAGAGGGAGUCCAGGGCCUACGGGCUCCAGCAGGGGCCCCCCUUGGACGUUUACUUGGAGCAGGUUCAGCUGGACACGUUGUACGACUUGGACCGCAGCGAGUUUGAACAGUACCUGGGUCCAAAACACCAGGGCUCGGAGCCGGCUGAACAGAGCUGCUACAGAGGACGCUCCGUGUAGGAAACGCUGCUCAGUAUGGUGUAUUUAUUUAAACUGUCUCAGUGGACUUCAUUAUUUUGGAUAGAUAUUAAAUGCUGAUUGGGUGUACAUGUUUGUUGAAACCUCUCGUGUUCCUAUAUGAUGACUCCGUUGUCUUCUCGUGUUAAAAUGAUAAAAUAAAGUCCCAAUAAAUAACUGUAAGUCACCUU